This is a messenger RNA of Penicilliopsis zonata CBS 506.65, 3825 nucleotides long. RefSeq lists its product as hypothetical. The transcript is spliced from 3 exons. The record is from RefSeq and is a predicted model, not a curated record. NCBI's taxonomy places the organism in Eukaryota, Fungi, Ascomycota, Eurotiomycetes, Eurotiales, Aspergillaceae. The coding region runs from base 1 to 3825 and encodes 1274 amino acids.
AUGCCCCUCGCUGUGGUGAUCCCCCUCCAGGUGGACGCCUUCCAGCUCAACGAGUCCUUGAUCAACACCGGCAAAGCCUUCAUCGCGCCCUUCUCCCUUCCAGACUACUCCUCACUCGAGCCUGGAGCGCGUCUGCAGCACGAUGCCAUCCCGCACCUGGAUCUGCGCGCGGCGGUUCCCUCGAGCAUCAAUGCGCGACUGUCGGAUCUCGACACGGGCGUCGCACGGCAGGACCGGUUGGGCGUCUAUCUGCACUGGACGAUCCCGAAGCCGUUCCGGGCGGGUGUGAUGGCGACAGAGAGUGCAGAGGCAGCCCAUGAGACCAACAAGAAGAAGAGGGGGAUCAAGGGUGAUUCAGAAUUCACGGCCCUUCCUGAUCGAUGGGUGAUCAUUCGGAGGAUCAACGAUACCACCCCCCUGCCCAAGUAUGCAGGCUUCAUGCUCGAGAGCAACCGGAUCCGCAGGUUGAACCGGGAUGAGCUCGCCGGCGUGGAUCUCGACACCGAAGCGGCCCCCUUUGUGGACCACACGGGCACGCCAGACACCCAACACGGUGUGCUGCUCGGGGCAAAGAACAAGCUGGAUGAAUGGCGAGAAGAGUUGACUGAUGACGCGGACGAGACGACGCUGGCGGACUUCCACGUUCCGCUGACCAUCACCGACUCGGCGAAUCUAUUGUUCGCCGACUUCCAGCAUCACGGCAUGAACGUGUUUGGCGUGCACGACGACCUGACAUAUUUCUCAGCAGAAACGAAUACCCUGUGCACGCUGGAGUCGGCCGAGGUGUCCUACCAGGUCAUCGGAUACCAUGCUCUACGUGGCUAUGAUCCCAUUGCCAGCAGUGAGGCCGCGACCAACGCCGAUCUCCUCUCCACACAUGGAAUGGCUCUCGAGGAAGACAAUGCCGAAUGGCUGGCGACGAGAGCACCGAUCCGCUCUCUCUGCCACGGCACAGUCGAUCUGCGCUGGUCACGUCAGAACAGGCCGGCAAUAGUCCCUGCCGAUGACGCCGCGGAAGCGUUCGCCCAGUCGCAUCCUGUGGCGAUCGGAACGGACCUGGUCGACGCGAUGGCGGCCAUCUUUGAAGCCCCGGCCAAGACAGACCAUGCGGAUGCGACGCUGGCGGCCGCGUUUCGCCAUCUACAGGUUCUCGCGGCCGAUCCGGAGGACGACAGCAAGACGCAGCAGGGCAAGACGUCGGGGUUUAAGCCUGUCCAUGGGGGGGAUGUCUGGAAGCUGCGAAAUGACACUGAAGCAGGUGAAGCAGGUGAAGCAGCUCAACCAGCUCAAGCAGAAGCAGCUCUUGACAAACUCAACGCUUCACAGCGUCUUCUCGACGCCGGCCAGCGACACUCGCGCCUCUUGCAGCACCUGCUCUUCUGCGAGUGGUGGAAGGCCCGGGCAGCAGGGUUCGCCGAUAGAUGGGAUGGCAAUGGAUCUACAGCUGAGGAUGACGGCUUCGAGAGCAUGCAGAGCUGGUAUCAAGAACACCUGCCCGAGACACGCAGCCGGACGAGAGAGAUUCUCACAGAGCUGUUGACGUUGCAUCUGCGUGAAAAGGACGGGUCUGUAGGGCUGCUGGCGGCCUUGCAGGACGACAUCCGAUCGUUACAGGGGGACAGCCCGGUGGAAAAGAUCGCCAGCAAGUGCUUCUUCAGCGCCAAAGACCCAACGAUCCUGCUGUCCGAGAUGGAGUCGAGCUGGCCGGAGGAGUUCGCAGCAGACACGAUCCCCGUCCGGCUCAACACGCAGGUUCGCCGGCUGGACGACCCGGCGGGCCACGACGACGCCUGGCAGCUGUUCCAGACGGGGCUGGCCAGCCUGCCGUCGUGGGUGCAUGCCUGUGUCGACGAUCUGCGGCAUGGAUGGAGCAUGCCGGGAGCCAGCGACUACGCCGGCCAGGCGUGGUUCCCCCUGUUCAUCGAGUGGGAGGCCGACUACUUCCCCAUUCCGUACCAGCACUGGACGCUGCACGAGACGGCCUCGGGGACGGUCGAGUAUCGCAUCAAGGAGACGGUCGACGUGGCCGGGCUGGGAGCGCAGCCCCGGGGGCUCAGCGGCCGCAGCAAUGUGCUCCCCGAGGGCGCCAAAGCGAUGGCCACGCUGGUCGAGCAGGUGGUCAACCGGUCGAGGCCGGAGAUGCUGGAGAAGAUGCUGCCCAAGGGCCAGCGCGACGCCAUCGACAAGGCCCUCGCCGCGCUGCUGCGCAACGUCCUCGGCGCAGAGCUGCACGGCAUCACCGACCAUCUGCUCACUCUCGUCCGGGGCACGCACGCCCUGCCGAAUCCCACGCCGGACAACGACACCCCCUCGCGCUGGCUGGCGACGCUCUUCCCCCGGCUGGCUGUCCACGACCACUCGGCGGUGCUGCAGUUCCUGGCGGCGGGUGCAGGCGCCGACGCAACCCCGUACACAGCCCUGUUGCCCGUGCAGGGGGUCUCGCGCAGGGGAGGCGAGCCGCUCUUCCACCCCGUCACCCACGGCCAGGUGCGCUUCACCAAGCUCAACCUCAUCGACAAGUUCGGCCAGGUGGUGUGCGCGUUCGAUCCCCGGCCGGGCCAGCUGUUGCGGCCGAUCUACCCCAGCGUCAGCGCCGAUCUGGCCUGUCUGCGCAACGAGACCGUGCCGGGGCGAGCGUUUGCCAACGCCGUGCUUGCAGAGCCCGAGGGCCGCUGCCAGUUCUUCCAGCUGGGCCCGCGCAUCAACCAGGAUGCCCGCUUCAACGCGGCGUGGGUGGCGCGAACGACCGACAGGCAAGGCACAAGCCCGUCCUCGCCGUGGCGCCAGCUGCUGGAAUGGGAGUCGCCCGUCUGGGGGUGGGUGGUGUGUAACUUGCAGGACGAGAGUCUGCAGGUGUUGACCGGCGAGGGCGCCUUCUGCGGCGAGAUCCUCGUCUCGUCGCGGCGGUGGAUGGACAGCGACGGCCAGGUGGUGGCAGGCAUCCCGGAGACCUCCAGUCGGGACUUGACGGCGUUCAUGGCCCGUCUGGCGGUCUCGUCAGCCUUCCUGAGACGCGUCUGGGACAUGGUGGUUGAUGCCAACGAGCACAUCCACCAUACCCCCGGCCAGGCAGACUCCCAGCCGGCGCUGAUCGGGCGUCCUCUGGCGCUGGUCUCGAUGGGCUGGUCGUUGGAGCUCGCCACGCGGCCGAUGCGCGACCAGACAGACCAGCCGGGGAUGCCAGACAAGAGUCUGCUGGACUACGAGUUUGCGCUGAAGCUCGGCGAUCGACAGAGUCUGCACGACGGCCUGGUGGCGUAUGCGCCGGCGAGUGGGGAUAGCUUCACUUUUGACCGUUUGUUCACAGUCUAUGGCGAUCCGCAACCACCGGGGCAGACCCCUGCACCAGACUCCCUCCUCCAGGCAGAGAACAUCCCCUUCCAUCCCUACUGGAUCAACCCGACAGAAUACAGCUCCAAGGCUGCCGACGCCUUUGCCGCGGCACAUACAGACCGGCUGCAGGUCUACGCCGCCCUGAUCGAUCCCUUCCAGAGCGUCCAUGGCUUCUCGGGCAUCCUCCCUACCACUACGUUGACGGUGCCUCCAUGGGCGCUCGACCGGGACAUCAAAGCCAUGAAGACUCUUCUCCGUGCCGGGCCAUUAUUGAUUGCUGGAGAUAUACCAGCAACCACUGCUUCGGAUAGUGAUACUCCUAGUAAUGCUACCCUCCCUAUUGAUUCUCCUCCCGGGACCUGGACAUGGAUGCAGCCUGUGGCCGAUGGAAACACAAAGAACCGGCUCUACAGCCUCACGCCGGCUCCUAAGGAGUUUGCAGUGUCUGAUGGACUGCAGACGCUUGUCGAAGGGUUCAUGCGGGGUGAUUAG